Molecule: messenger RNA, 3171 nt
Organism: Leguminivora glycinivorella
Lineage: Eukaryota; Metazoa; Arthropoda; Insecta; Lepidoptera; Tortricidae
Product: receptor-type guanylate cyclase gcy-28
Exons: 21
Coding region: 1-3171 (1056 amino acids)
Biological process (GO): receptor guanylyl cyclase signaling pathway; protein phosphorylation; cGMP biosynthetic process
Cellular component (GO): membrane
Molecular function (GO): guanylate cyclase activity; protein kinase activity; ATP binding
Source: RefSeq, a predicted model, not a curated record
AUGUUGUUAUUUGUGUUACUAUUGUUCCCUUGUUCGUCUGCCACGACAAAGACAGUUUACAAAGUGGGGGUGCUGAUGGCGUCCCGCUUGGAUUCCCCCUUUGACCUGGAGCGCUGUGGACCGGCUGUGGACCUGGCUCUGGAUAAGGUCAAUGAGAAGUUCCUGGCGCAUCACGGGGUUGAGCUGCAGAAGGUGCAAGGCAGCUACCCGUCCUGCUCUGGCGCCCUAGCCCCCGGCAUAGCAGCGGACAUGCAUUUUCAUGAUCACGUGAUCGCCUUUAUCGGACCAGCGUGUGCAUUCGCACUAGAACCUGUGGCGAGACUGGCUGCGUACUGGAACACACCUAUAAUUACUGGGAUGGGAGAUCAGCCACCUUCGGAGGGCGAGCUAGCAGCGCCAGUUGGGGUGCUGAGCCGCAUGCAUCGUCUGAGGAACCUCAAGACGGGAACCAAGCCUCAAACCCUAUUCAACGACAAGGGCAAAUAUCCAACUCUUACCCGGAUGUCAUACUGCCAGUGCCGCCUGCCCCGGGUCUUCACUAGCGUCUUCGAGCGAUUUGGCUGGACGCACGUUGCAUUGCUGCUUGACAAGUCAGAUCUGUUCUCACUUACUGUGGGUAAAAGCCUAGAAUGGGGCCUUCGGAAAGAAGGUGUACUGAAGGCGGUACGAGAACUCGAUGGCAAUGAACAGGAUCGCCAGCGAGAGCUUUGCGAAGCCCUGUUGCGAGAUGUCAGCAUGUAUGCUAGAGUGGUGAUCCUGAGCGUGAGAGGGCCUCUAGUGCGUGAGUUCCUGCUUGCCGCGCACGCGCUGGGUAUGACACGUGGAGACUGGGCCUUCCUCGACGUAGAAAUAUUCCAGGGUGGCUACUGGGACGAAACGGGCUGGGCAGCGGGCGACGACCGAGAUGCCGCUGCUCGUGCUGCGUACGAGGCUUUGUUACGAGUGUCUCUGAAGCUGCCAACUGGCGACCGAUUUGAUGAGUUCGCUGACGCUGUCAGAGCGAGGGCUAGAAUGCAUUAUAACUACAGUUUCUCGGACGGAGAGGAGGUGAACUUCUUCAUUGGGGCAUUCUACGAUGGAGUGUAUCUUCUCGGCAUGGCGCUGAAUGAAACAUUGACCGAGGGAGGGGAUAUCCGCGACGGACAGAACAUCACUAAUCGCAUGUGGGGCCGGGACUUUUUAGGUAUAACGGGCCACGUGCGAAUCGACGCUGUGGGAGACCGUGACGCUGACUACGCCAUCUUGGAUUUGGAUCCUGUCACUGGGAAAUUUGAGGUGGUGGCGUUCUACCACGGGCUGAACAGCAGCUAUAAACAGGCUCGAAUCGACGCUGAGUUGAACAACAUGGCUUGGCGAGUUCGACCUGAGGAGGUUUUGGUCGAAGUUGGCACUGGCUUGGGAACCAGCCCGGCAUUACACAGCGUCAAUGAAGUACUCAAGCUUUCCUUAGGCUGGAGUACCCGCGGAGCAGUAGGAACGCCGUCCUUCACUCUAUCUUCGUUCACCGUGGGCCUGUAUAAAGGAAACAGAGUUGCCGUCAAGAAGAUCCACAGGAAGAAACUAGACCUCAAUAAGAAGCUGAUGUGGGAGAUCAAACAGGCGAGGAACGUAUCACACGAGAACACAGCUCGCUUCAUCGGCGCUUGCGUCGACUGUCCGCUCGUAUUCGUCCUGACAGAAUACUGCCCGAAGGGUUCUUUGAAGGACGUCCUCUCCAAUGAAGAGAUUCAGCUCGAUUGGAACUUUAGGACCUCCCUCGUUCAUGAUAUUGUACAGGGCAUGUGUUACCUCCACGGCGGGCUGGGCGCGCACGGCAAGCUGCGCUCCUCCAACUGCCUCAUCGACGGCCGCUUCGUGUUGAAGAUCUCCGACUACGGGCCCAACACACUCUGCACACCCACUGACCUCAUCAAGGAUGACACUUAUUAUUACAAACUUCUCUGGACGGCGCCUGAGCUAGUAGCUGCCAGCGUGUACCCUGGAGCAGCAGCAUCUUUGAAAGGCGAUGUCUACAGCUUUGGAAUCAUUCUGGAGGAGAUCGUGCUGCGCGCCGGCCCGUUCCAUCACUACACCACCGCUAUGACCAACAGAGAGAUAGUAUCCCGCGUCUGCGGACGUGAAUCACCUCCAUUCCGGCCUAUGGUGAUAGCGAACGAGGCGGGUGCGGGCCCAGGGGCCAGCACUGCGUCUGACCUGAUGGACUUGGCUGCGAGCUGCUGGGCCGAAGCGCCUGAUGACAGGCCUUCGUUUGAUUUCAUCAAAGUUACAAAAAUUGUGUUUAUCAGGGGCUACUGCGACAAUCUAAUGGAUGAUCUUCUGAGUCGCAUGGAACAGUAUGCCAACAACUUGGAGUCACUCGUGGAAGAGAAAACAGAACAAUUGUCGCUAGAAAAAAGGCGUUCCGAGGAGUUGCUGUAUCAAGUAUUACCAAGGCCAGUAGCUCAACAACUGAUGGCUGGCGAGGUGGUCCAGCCGGAGAGUUUCGAAUGCGUCACGGUGUACCUGAGCGACAUCGUGGGCUUCACCGAGCUGUGCGCCGCCUCCACACCCAUGCAGGUGGUGGAUCUACUCAACGACCUGUAUAGCACGUUCGACAGGAUUAUAGGCUUCUAUGACGUUUAUAAGGUGGAGACAAUAGGCGAUGCAUACAUGGUGGUGUCUGGUCUGCCAGAACGGAACGGUGACCAGCAUGCCAGGGAGAUCUGUUUGAUGGCGCUAGCCAUAGUUGAGGCGGUCCGCGGCUUCGUUGUACGACAUCGACCAGCUCAUCGACUGGAGGUUCGAGUAGGAGUUCACUCCGGGCCAGUGUGCGCGGGAGUGGUGGGGGUGAAAAUGCCCCACUACUGUCUGUUUGGGGACACCGUCAACACUGCCAGCCGUAUGGAGUCUACUGGACAACCCCUGCGCAUCCACCUAAGCGAAAGCACGCGCGCGCUCCUCGAGCAAUGGGGCACCUUCGUCGUCGAGCGUCGAGGUGAAGUGGAGCUCAAAGGCCGAGGCCGAAUGCUAACCCAUUGGCUGCUGCACUGCUCGGAGCCAGAAGCAAGGCCACUGGCAGCAGGGCCGCAGCCGCCACCGCAGUAUCCUAUACUGUUUCCGACGCUGCCGCAGCCGACUAUAGCGCAGCAUAUACCGUAUUUGGUCGUAGAUCCGCCGACGCUAGCCGCUUGA